AUGUCAAAGGGAAAAGCGAACCACCUGGAGGACAUCUCCCGCACCAUGGUACAGGCCGUGAAUGGGAGAGACUUCUCUCCUGAAUCAGAGAUGUGGUCACACAUGUCGAACCGCUUCAGAGGCGACCUUGAGCAGUACAGAGCCCUUGGCAAAACCCAUGCGAAGGUCGGUCCAACGGAGCUGGAAGAACAUUUCGACACCUUCCGCAAAAUCAUCAAGGACUACCCAGAGUAUCCUCAGAAGGACCCCCCUGCUGGAGACGCAAGUUGA
Messenger RNA from Fulvia fulva, 270 nucleotides. RefSeq lists its product as uncharacterized. The record is from RefSeq and is a predicted model, not a curated record. The transcript has a single exon. NCBI's taxonomy places the organism in Eukaryota, Fungi, Ascomycota, Dothideomycetes, Mycosphaerellales, Mycosphaerellaceae. The coding region runs from base 1 to 270 and encodes 89 amino acids.